Molecule: messenger RNA, 834 nt
Organism: Anopheles aquasalis
Lineage: Eukaryota; Metazoa; Arthropoda; Insecta; Diptera; Culicidae
Product: probable cytochrome P450 313a1
Molecular function (GO): oxidoreductase activity, acting on paired donors, with incorporation or reduction of molecular oxygen; monooxygenase activity; heme binding
Source: RefSeq, a predicted model, not a curated record
AUGAUCCAAACAGAAGUCGCUGGGUUUAUCUAUGCCGGCCAUGAAACAAGUGCAAUUACUCUUUCCAACACAUUGCUCCUUCUCGCUAUGCACCCAGACGUACAAGAGCAGGUUGUGGCCGAGAUACGCCAACAUUGUGGUGCUCUUGGUGAAGAUAUUCGAUAUGAAACGCUUCAGGAGCUCGUCUACCUAGAAAUGGUACUGAAGGAGUCUCUCCGCUUACUGCCGAUCGCACCUUUCGUUGGCCGCCAAACAACACAAGAAAUCGCUGUGGGAAAGUACAUUCUACCAGCGGGUGUUGAUGUGUUCAUCAAUGUUUUCAGCAUUCAUCACAAUCCCACCUAUUGGGGAGAGGAUGCCGAUCAAUUUCGACCGGAACGGUUUACUACGACGACUUACGAUCGCUCUACGUAUUUGCCCUUCAGUGCGGGAAUGAGGAACUGCAUCGGUGGACAGUACGCAAUGAUUUCGAUGAAAAUAAUGCUGAUUAAGAUAUUUACUUCCUAUCGGCUGGAGACGGAUUUGAAGCCAAAUGAUUUGAGCAUGAAAUUUGCCCUCACUAUGAGAAAUGCCGAUGGGCACAUGUGGCGACCCCUCAGGAAGGUGCUUCAACCGAUGUUCAAUAUAAACAUCUUGAAAAGCUUCAUUCCUAUUGCGGGAAUGAGGAACUGCAUCGGUGGACAGUACGCAAUGAUUUCGAUGAAAGUAAUACUAAUCAAGAUCCUUACUUCCUACCUGUUGGAGACGGAUUUGAAGUUUAAUGAUUUGAGCAUGAAAUUUGCCGUCAGCAUGAAGAAUGCCAAUGGAUACAUGGUUCGAUUAAUGUCUCGGUGA